AUGGCACGCGGUGCCCCGUCCCUCCUGGUCUACCCCACGCCGAGCGCAGCAAGUCCUGCGCGGGUUACGAUUGGACAUGUGCAACUCCGGGACGUCCUUAUUUGUCCACACGAGAAGGGCAUCGUGACGUAUCCUCAGAACAACUUCGCCAUUGUUGAGCAUGACAUUCUCCUGCCCGAUUCGACACCGCGGCAGCUGGCCGAGCUGGACUUCAUCCCGAACUCGAUUGCCGCUCUCAACCUCCCCAAUUCAAAUGACACACUUCUGGCAGCUGGCGGGCAGGACGCGGAACUAUACCUAUCAUUAUUUUCUUCGACGAUUCACGCACGCCGGCCGGACGGCCUAUCGUGCGGUCCAACCCGAGGGUUUGGUCGCAAGCGAUGGGAAUUCAAGGUGCCUAUCGAGCACGGGUCAAUCAAUAACUCUGUGCUGUUGACAUCGCUCAACUUGGCUGGAUCUCAUGAAAGCAGCGUUGAGCCCCGCGUGAUUAUCAGCAACAACGACAGAACGGUUAAGUUUUUCGAUGUAGCUGUGCGCAAUAGUGGCAAGGGUGCCAGUGGCGCAUCUAUGCUUCGUGAUGUGGGGCAGUUGCGGCUAGACGUCCCCGUGAACCAUUCGUCAAUUUCCCCAGAUGGGCGAACUCUUCUUUGUGUGGGCGAUUCGCCCGAUGUCUUUUUGCAUCGUGUUACAGGAGGCUCCCGAAUCACGGUAUCACCCAUCAUGACUCUGUCCCUUGCUCCGUACAUCUCCUUCAAUUCAUCCUAUACCUUCCAACACGCAUCAGGACCAACCGUUCCAGCGUCAUUUUCCACCUCGUUCUCAGGUGAUGGCUCUAAAUUUGCAGUAGCAUCGCAGGAGGGUGUUGUCGCUGUCUGGGAUGUGCGUAGCACGAAGCCCCUUAAGGUUAUCCAGACAGAUAAGACCCGGCCAUCGCGGGCGGGUAGUGGUGCAGCAAGUGGCUGGCUGGAUGGCCCGUGGGACUGGACUAGGGGGACCACAAAUGCCCCUGGCUGGGGCGUCAGGAGCAUCAAGUUUAGCCCAGCCGGUACAGGCAGAGAAGUCAUGACAUUCACUGAACACACAUCAUUGCUGCAUGUUGUUGAUGCUCGCACGUUCGAAACGGAAGAAAUUGUCCGAAUGCCUGAUUUCGAAAUACCUGCGCCGUCACAAGCACCACUCCCUCGACCUCGAUCCAUAUCGCCUCCAUUCCACAAUAGUACCUCGGCCGAGGUGCUGCCUCCGCCCCCGCCCCGGAUAGUCCUUUUCAGUGGAGCACUGGAGGACACAUUCCGCAUUCCUACGGAGAGCAGCAACGGCCGCCGGCGAUUGCGCUCGGGUCGUCGGCCGCAAGGGAGAGAAGACGCUGGCAUAGACGAGGAUGUCGACGGUAUUGUGGUCAUUCCCCCUCUCGGGGAUCCCCGCAUUGAAGAUGACGUGCGCAGGCUGCUGGGCCGGCACGGGCUCCGGACGCGCGCCGCCAUCCUGGACCAGCAACUUCGCGACGACGGUGUGGGCGAGCGGGGCACCCACGAGCAAGGUGACGGCGCAGGGGAGGAGAUGGACGUCGACGAGCUCGAGUCGGACUGCUUCUCCUCGCAUACACCGUCCCGCGCAUCAUCGCCCGUGCCACCGACCAUGCAGCCGUCCAGCACGCGCCUCACGGACCACUUACGCCUCUCCCGUCCUGGGCUGCUCGCGCGGCGCGAGAGCACCGGGCCGUACAGCACCAGACGCAGCGCAGGCGCGCUCGCGCGGAGACACCGGCGGAGCACGCAAGCGGAGGGUGCGGCCGACGUCGACCAAGACCUCGCGGGAACGUGUUUCGAUCCGUCGGGAACUUGCGUGUACGUUGCGUCCAUCAAGGGCAUCGCAGAGUGGUCUGUGCGCGGUGCCGAGCAGCGGUGGUGGACUGAUCCGUCGUGGGCGUGA
This is a messenger RNA of Fibroporia radiculosa, 1929 nucleotides long. RefSeq lists its product as uncharacterized. The coding region runs from base 1 to 1929 and encodes 642 amino acids. The record is from RefSeq and is a predicted model, not a curated record. NCBI's taxonomy places the organism in Eukaryota, Fungi, Basidiomycota, Agaricomycetes, Polyporales, Fibroporiaceae. Gene Ontology annotation, molecular function: protein binding. The transcript has 5 exons.